UUGCGAGUAUUAAAUAUGAACCCUGACCACAUCAUAAAUUUUGUAUUUACUGUUAUCCUUAGGUCAGAACUGUCAACCCUCCAAGCCGAAUACACUUUUAUGCAAUCUGAGAAAGAUGGCAUUGCAAAAAAGUUAUUAUCCUUAUCUGAGGAGCUGAACAGACGGGAAAGUUCUCACCAUGAGAAGAUUACCAGUCUAGAAAGUAAAAUGGAAGCUAAAAUGGCUGAAUAUCAAAGAAUUAUCACCAGCAUGGCUAACCAAAAUGAAGCAAUGAGUAACAAUUUUAAGAAACAAUUGGAUACCUUAAAGCAGACUCACUCCCGAGAAGUGGAGCAACUCACAGCUAAACUUGAGGAAUGCGAGGAUAAAUUAUGGCAGCUGAAGAACACCAUAAGCACCUCAGUCACAGCAACUCCUGCCAGUGCUAACACUACCAUGUCCACAAUUCCUACUGCUCCCCAUCCGUUACGCUCUGAGAAUGAUCACACUGUGCCAGGUGUAAACCACACCAACACUCAGCAACAUCGUCGCCAGCUCAGCCUUGGAUAUGACGAACCCAGAAUUGAUGUUACAAACAUGGUCAGAGAGGAAGGGGAGGGCUCAGAGUGGGUGGAACCUGUUCAUCGUUCCCCAGGUAAACAAAGGGGUUAUAGCCCUCCGCCCCUAGAACAACUUAUAAAUUCCCCUCUUACAUCCCAGGAUGAUAAUGUCAGCAUUGCCAGCAUCAACACAGAUGCCACUGGGAAGGAAAUGGCCAGGCUUGAGGCAAAGUUAAGUGCUGGUGAAAUGCGAAUCCAGCAACUUACAACACUUUUGCACGAGUCAGAAGCAGAAAAUGCCAAAUUAACACAACUCUCGGAUGCUCUAAAAGAAGAAAUACGAAGGUCUGUGAGAAAUGAAGUUCGUGAAAAGCACAUGGAAAACACCGAGUACAUGAAAAAUGUGAUACUAAAG
Messenger RNA from Cherax quadricarinatus, 954 nucleotides. The record is from RefSeq and is a predicted model, not a curated record. Lineage: Eukaryota; Metazoa; Arthropoda; Malacostraca; Decapoda; Parastacidae.